AUGCUGCGGGGCGAGGCGCAGGACGUGCCCGGCGGCGGGGACAGUAGCGUCGAAAGCCAGCAGCCGGGCUGUGCCAAGAGCUAUAUCAAGUCCUCGCACCUGAAGGCGCACCAGCGGACGCACACGGGCGAGCGACCGUACCCGUGCGCGUGGCAGGGGUGCGGCUGGCGGUUCGCCCGCUCCGACGAGCUGACGCGUCACUUCCGACGGCACACGGGACACCGGCCGUUCGCGUGCCGCCUGUGCGAGCGGGCAUUCGCCAGGUCCGACCACCUGAGCCUGCACAUGCGGAGGCACCUGCUGGCCUGA
Pollicipes pollicipes is the source of this 309-nucleotide messenger RNA. Its product is annotated as Krueppel-like factor 1. Gene Ontology annotation, molecular function: DNA-binding transcription factor activity, RNA polymerase II-specific; RNA polymerase II cis-regulatory region sequence-specific DNA binding. The coding region runs from base 1 to 309 and encodes 102 amino acids. Gene Ontology annotation, biological process: regulation of transcription by RNA polymerase II. NCBI's taxonomy places the organism in Eukaryota, Metazoa, Arthropoda, Thecostraca, Pollicipedomorpha, Pollicipedidae. The record is from RefSeq and is a predicted model, not a curated record. The transcript is spliced from 2 exons.